AUGCGCCUGCUGCGCGUCCUGCUCCUCUGCGGCUGCCUCCUCGCCUCAGAGGCGGAGGAGACUGCAGUGGAGAGGAAGGCCGAAAAGCUGCUGCAGCGUGCCCUCGAGAUCACAAAGGGUCGGGGCGGCGAAGCUGCUGUCGGGUUCGGGUGCGGCUUCGCAGCGGGGUUUGCGUGCAAGCAGGUUCAGGCGAUGGCGACGAAGGCCGUUUUCGCCGCGGGCAUACUAACCGCCGGUGCAUACUACAAGGGCUACCUCAAAGACGAGCAGCUAGACCACUUCAAGUCCAAGGUGGAGGGCGCGGUGGAGGACGCGACGGCGAUGCUGCCACGCUUCCUAAAGCUGGCCGACAUCGACGGGGAUGACAAGAUCACCGCCGCCGACGGUAAGAUGGCGCUCUCCAAGGCGCGACACUGCACGUUUUCACGCCACACACGGCUUGCCGCGCCACACAGCAAAUGGCGUCAUGCACCGCACCAAUACCGCGUCGCGCCGUUUGCGCAGAAGCACGCGGGGUUCUCGGGCGGCCUCGCCGGCGGCUUGCUCGCCGGCUAUCAGAUCGGGUGAUGCGAGGAAGCAGGACGACCCGGGGUGGACGCCGCCAUCUCAUAAUAAAAGAGAAGACACUGUGGAGAGAAGACCCAGAGAACCACCAGAGAAAGAAUGCUCACAGCCGCAUGCGCGUGUGGGCGCUGGGAGAGGGCAAGACGGUAUAGCGCGCAGGAGAGCUUGUAAAGUCGGGAUGUGAGCGUGCGUAGCGCGUACCGCACGGUUUGCCGCUGUCCGGGCGGUCGUCUCCGGUCUCGCGUGCCCCGGGGCACGGGCGUGCGCGGCUUCGUGGGCUUGCGGUGCCGCUGCCUGGUUUAUGGUGGCCGAUUGUCUCAGGAGUUGUGGCUGCGGCAGCCGAGCGUACGUGUACUCAGACGGGACGGGCUCUC
Emiliania huxleyi CCMP1516 is the source of this 938-nucleotide messenger RNA. RefSeq lists its product as hypothetical. The record is from RefSeq and is a predicted model, not a curated record. Bases 1 to 567 code for a protein of 188 amino acids. The transcript is spliced from 2 exons. Lineage: Eukaryota; Haptophyta; Isochrysidales; Noelaerhabdaceae.